Argiope bruennichi is the source of this 1958-nucleotide messenger RNA. RefSeq names its product ufm1-specific protease 2-like (gene Ufsp2). The coding region runs from base 73 to 1806 and encodes 577 amino acids. The transcript has 13 exons. The record is from RefSeq and is a predicted model, not a curated record. Lineage: Eukaryota; Metazoa; Arthropoda; Arachnida; Araneae; Araneidae.
AUUUUAGUUGCAUGUGGCAAUAUCGAUUUUGUUUAAAAAGCUGUUUACGUCGUGAUCAAUUUCUGCUCGCACAUGGAGUGCCAGAGGAAAAUACUUUUAUCAUAUAAAAUAAAAAAGAACCUUCCAUUUGCAAAUGAAUCUCUUGGAUAUGUUGUGGGCUGGGAAACAGAAGAAGAGACUUUUUGCAUGGGUAUUACUGCAUCCAUCGAGCAUGUAUUGCUUGGUCUGGAGGUAAUAGGCUUUUUUUGUCAAGUGCAAGAAAGAUUAGGUCAAAAUGAACUUCUGGCCAUUUGUGAGCAGAAAUAUGGUUCUCUUAAACUGGAUCUUGAGAAUCCAGUGGUGCUUUUUCUAUGGAAGGAAGAUGGAGAUGUAAACAUUAUUGCCAAAUCUUAUUCUUCUUACUAUGGUACUCUUACUGAUCUUGAUUUAUCAGAUAUUGAUACUAAUCCUACUGUGUUAGUAAGAGCUCGAGGGCAUGUUCCUUUGAUAUUAGAAAUAGCCUCAGACCCAGAUACUUUGAAAGAAAAUGUGGAGCUUGCACUAGAGAAACUAAGAACUGUUUUUCAAAGUCAGAUGGUUGCUUUCAUUUUGCAUGGUUGUAAUUAUAUUGUGCACUCUUCACAAGAUGGAUCAACCAUGAAGAUGAAGGAAUUGAUAAAAUUAGUUAAUGAGAAUGAAUCAAGUGAAAAUUUGAAAAUUAAGAAGAAUUUGAAGAAAAAGUGUCCUUUGGAUUUUGAUAUUUUACUGCAAACAAGUGGUAAUGCUGCUCUUGAAAACAAUUUCAAUCAUUCAAUAGUUAUCCACUGCCAGAGGCGUGAAUUUCGUUGUAUUUCUUUAAGUGUUCCACUUGAUGUGAUUGUUGUUGGUUUUGAAUCAACAUGUACUGAUACUAUUUAUAAUCUUUUACAAAGUGCAGUUGAUCGUCAGUUAUCUCAAAUUAGUCAGUGUUUGCUUACACAUGUAAAGUCUUUAGAAACUUUGUUGCCUGUGCCUCAUCACUUUUAUCCUGAUAUGUGGGAAUUUCCAGUAACCUUAAUUUAUCCAUCGAAUAAAACAGAUAAAGAGCUUGAAAACUACCGAAAAGAACUGCACAAGAAACUACUAUUACCUCUUGAUCGCCCUUUUCUGAGAAAGUUGAAUGCGUGUGAUUUUUCAAUAGUUUCACCUUCUGGCCACUUGAUCAAUCCUCAUGAAGGUCUGAAUUCCUCUGGAGUGGUUGGUGGUAAAUGUGCCAUUGUUUAUGGGAAAUAUAAUUACCAUCAUUACAUGCAAGAUCAUGUUAAUGAUAAUGGUUGGGGAUGUGCCUAUCGGUCCUUGCAGACAAUCAUUUCAUGGUUUAAAUACCAAGGGUAUACCGACCGAAGUGUGCCAACUCAUACGGAAAUUCAAGAAGCUUUGGUAGAAAUUGGGGAUAAACCACAAACAUUUGUUGGCUCCAAGAAGUGGAUUGGUUCUCAAGAAGUGAGCUUCUGCUUAGAUCACAUAAUUCAGGUUCAAUCAAAAAUCAUGUUCGUUAGCUCAGGAGCAGAAAUGGCAAAUAAAGGUCGUGAAUUAUACUAUCACUUUAGAGAUCAAGGAACACCUGUUAUGAUUGGUGGUGGAGUUCUAGCACAUACAAUAAUAGGAGUAGAUUUUAAUGAAGAUACUGGAGAUCUUAAGUUCCUUAUUUUGGAUCCACAUUACACUGGUAGUGAAGAUCUGCAUACUGUUUUAAAUAAGGGCUGGUGUGGAUGGAAAGGCAUUCAAUUUUGGGAUCAGACUGCUUUCUACAAUCUCUGCCUGCCACAGCGACCACUUGGAAUAUAAAGUAUAGACAUGAAUUUUUAAAGAAAUGUAAAUAUUGCCAGAUCCAGAAGUUGUCUAAAAUACUUACAUUUAUUGCUAGAAUGUUUAUUUAAAGGAUGUACAGUUUAUUUUGCACUGGAAGUUGUUCAACAAUAAAGUAUUUUUUAUACAUA